Hypanus sabinus (Atlantic stingray) is the source of this 3151-nucleotide messenger RNA. Its product is annotated as zinc finger protein 239-like. The coding region runs from base 678 to 1631 and encodes 317 amino acids. Lineage: Eukaryota; Metazoa; Chordata; Chondrichthyes; Myliobatiformes; Dasyatidae. Gene Ontology annotation, molecular function: DNA-binding transcription factor activity; RNA polymerase II cis-regulatory region sequence-specific DNA binding. Gene Ontology annotation, biological process: regulation of transcription by RNA polymerase II. The record is from RefSeq and is a predicted model, not a curated record. The transcript has 3 exons.
AGAUGAGGGAGCAGCAGCAAGCGAACCAGCACGAGGACUGAGAGCACCGACUAGAGAGAAACCCUUUUGACUCAGGGUUUCCAUUGAUUCAGUCGGGAACAAGUCUGGGUACUUUUGAAGACCCUGAGCUGGAGUUACACCCUGACUUUGGUUCUUUGCAGGAAUUCAACCAGCUGUCAGUGUCACACAACUAUAUGAUAUGCCAAGAACAAGGCUUAGAAGACUACCUUGUCUUCAGGGUUCCAGGAUUUUGAGGCUCUGGAGGUGGAUGGACAAUUGUUAAAAACAACAAGGAAUUUGUCUAUGGGAAUUCAAACACAACACACCAGUUUUGCUGUCUCUGUCCAGAUAUUUUAGGAGUGGAGCAAGGGAUUCAAUCGACCAUCCUUCCUACUCAGACUGUGGAGAGUGAUUUGCUCAAUCAUCUGACCGACUGGCAUGCCCAUCAUCUUACACAUGGGAGAACCCACUCAGACAGUGGGAUUGGAUUCAGUUGGUCAUCACAACUGAAGGUACAUCAGCAAGUUCACACUGGGGCAAGGCCAUUCACCUGUUCUGUGUGUGAGAAGGGAUUCAGAAGGUCUUCCCACCUGUGGACACACCAGUCAGUUCACACUGGGCAGAGGCUGGUCAGCCGCUGAAGUUAUAGGGAAAGAUUCACUUGGUCAUCUGACCUAAUGGCUCACCAGCGAGUUCACACCAGGGAGCAGCUGUUCACCUGCAUGGACUGUGGGAAGGGAUUCACUUCUUCAUCUCAACUGAAGCUACAUCAGCGAAUUCACACUGGGGAGAAGCCGUUCACCUGCUCAGACUGUGGGAAGACAUUCACUCAGUCAGCCCACCUAAAGAGACACCAGAGUGUUCACACUGGAGAGAAGCCAUUCACCUGCUCAGUCUGUGAGAAGGGAUUCAUUCAAUCAUCUGACCUACAGAUACACCAGACAGUUCACACUGGGGAGAGGCCAUUCACCUGCUCAAUCUGUGGGAAGACAUUCAGUCAGUCAUCCUACCUACAAAGACACCAGCGAGUUCACACCGGGGAGAAGCCUUUCACCUGCUCAGAAUGUGGGAAGGGAUUCUCUCGAUCAUCCAAUCUACAGAGUCACCAGCGAGUUCACACUGGAGAGAGGCCAUUCAGCUGCCCACACUGUGGGAAGGGAUUCUCUCUGGCAUGUCACCUACUGAGACACCAGACAGUUCACACUGGAGAGAGGCCAUUCACCUGCUCAGACUGUGGGAAGGGAUUCAGUCAGUCAUCAAACCUAAUGGCUCACCGACGAAUUCACACUGGGGAGAGGCCGUUCACCUGCUCAGACUGUGGGAAGGGAUUUACUUGCUCAGCCCAACUGAAGAUACACCAGUCAGUUCACACUGGGGAGAGGCCAUUCACCUGCUCAGUCUGUGGGAAAGGAUUCACUUGCUCAUCUCACCGACUGAGACAUCAGUCAGUUCACAAUGCUGAGAGGCAGUUCAGCUGCUCAGAAUGUGGGAAGGGAUUCACUCGGUCAUCUUCCUUAUUGGCACACCAGCGAGUUCACACUGGGGAGAGACCAUUCACCUGCUGUAAAUGUGGGAAGGGAUCCCGCCGAUCAACUCAUGUACAGAGACACCAGCGAGAUCACACUGGGUAGAGGCUGAUCACCUGCUCAGACAUUGGGAAGAAUUUCUCUCAGACAUCUCCGCCAAAUGUGCAUCAUUGAGUUCACACUGUGAAGAGGCCGUUCACCUGCUGUGAAUGUGGGAAGGGAUUCACUCAGUAAUCUAACCUUGUGACACACUGCUGGGUUCACACUGGGGAGAAAGUUUUAGUAAGCUUCAUGCUGGAGAUUUGCCCAUCACCGUUGCGGAAUGCAAUUUCAAGAGUGACUGUCGGUGAUGAGCUCUGCAAUUAUUGAUGCUGCUCCCCACACCCAGUUCUGUACCCUGGUCACUGGGCAUGGCAGGAGUUUCUUCUGCUGCACAUUCACCUUUAAUAGGACUGGAGUUUAAUAUUGUGGGUCUGAGACAAAUAAUUAGUUCUAUUUUAAACUCUGUCUCCAGUACUUAGUGAAUUUAUAACACAGCUAGAGUACAGUAGAGUCAAUUCAGGCUGGUUGAACCCUGCCAGUGAUUCAGUUCUAUGACAGUCCUUUGAAAUCCUCCAAUUUCUGGGGUGAAGAGGAAUGACAUUGGCAGUUAACCCCCUUAUUCAGGGCUCAUUUCCACAUUAUAGGUCAUUUUCCCUGCUUCUAAAGGGUUGUUAGAAAACACCACUGUCCUGUAAAGGCUGAAAGCAGAAUGGGAAACCAUUAGUUCAACCAAGUGGGGUUAGAAACCAGAGGCUGGUCUGCACAGGGCAGAGUUUGGGGCUUUGGAUGAUGGUCGGGUUAAGACCGUAUGAUGAGGAGAAGGGAACCAGCAACGGGGCGGACAACGAAUGACAGAGUAGCAACAUUUGGAAGCUAAUUGACAGAGAUAAUAAUUCAAUUGUCUGACUGAUGACACAAAUAAUGCCUGUGGUGAGGUACUCCAUUGGUUGAGGAACUAGUGUGUUCAGAAUAGUUUUUCCUAUUGAGGGAGUUGUUCCUGCUUGCUUAUCCUGUAAUAUUAUAUCCAUUUGGUUAUUAUGGAUUGUCCUAUCUGCAAUAAUGUAUUGAUUAUCCUAUAGUUUGUAAGAUUUUGACUCUAAAACUGGAUCAGGCCUAAAUUCAUGGUGCUAUAAUGAAGUUAUGGUGGUCAUGAAUGGGUUUGUAUUUUAAAGCAAGAUUUUGGUGAAUGAUAUUUACCACCUGAUUGUACCUUUGUAAGCAAUCAGAUUGAGUUAAACUGCUGAUCCUGGAAUGUGUUGGAUUGUGUCUGGUUUCUCGUGGCAUUUUCUGCAUUUAUUGCAUUGUUUGUUUGUCUUUUAUGUAUUUCCGUUUAUUUUAAAAUGUAAUUCCCCAAGGCACCCCUUUUUCUGGGAAGAGGUCUCCAACUCAGAGUCGGGCGCUCGAUGCUUCCUUGUCACCAUCUGGUCUGCUCAGAUCAUUGGGAUGUCUCCCAUGGAGGGUCAUACUCAUUCCACUGGUUAAUGUUUUCUUCCAUAGUGAUGAUUCAUUUUUCUGAGUUGGCCUUUCAUUUAAGUUUUCUGGUCUGUAUUUCAAAUCAGAUUUGUAUAUACCUGUCUGGUGUG